AUGAGGAAUCAGUUACGCGGUGUAUUCAAGCGGUCGUUUGCGUUCCCAUCCAUGUCUCCGCCAAUCGAAUUACGUGAAGACCUGUUCAGAGACAGCCCUGGAAGCCCUCAACAAUCCAUAGCCAGCCUCAAAAGAUCCGGGAUGAGGAAUUCCCCGGAUGAACCGGCUGACUGGGACGACCUAGAUUAUGGAGCCACUCCAAAGGGAAGCCGCAAAAUGUUCGUCAACCUGGACGACACCGAAAGCUUGGGCCGAGUUAACGAGAUGUACGAAGACGACGAUGAUACCCAGGACUUUGACGAUCUGAUUUUUGCGUUGAAGACUGGGGGCCACUUUGAACCAACACUGGACGAAGAAAAGGACCUGGAUUUGGGUGACCAAGGAGAUGAACAAUAUGCAAUGAGAAGAAUCUCUAUCGCUGAUACACAUUUAUAA
This is a messenger RNA of Stylophora pistillata, 435 nucleotides long. Its product is annotated as adhesion G protein-coupled receptor V1. Gene Ontology annotation, cellular component: membrane; cytoplasm. Gene Ontology annotation, biological process: cell communication; G protein-coupled receptor signaling pathway; cellular response to calcium ion. Gene Ontology annotation, molecular function: G protein-coupled receptor activity; G-protein alpha-subunit binding; adenylate cyclase inhibitor activity. NCBI's taxonomy places the organism in Eukaryota, Metazoa, Cnidaria, Anthozoa, Scleractinia, Pocilloporidae. The record is from RefSeq and is a predicted model, not a curated record.